AUGACCUCGCAGGAGCUUGUCAACAAGUUGCAGUCUCUCGAUCUAUCCACCACAGCAUCGACAACGCCGGACACUGCCUCUUUGUUGGCUCAUUUGCGGCUACUCCUCACGUUUGAGAAACUCAAACAACAAAUUGGCUUCACAGAUGGCCUGUGGGAUAUAUGGGACAAUCGAGCAGCAUCAGCUGACAACUCGUUGGAGGUCCUUGUAAAGCUUCGCGAGAAGCGGUGGGCCAUUUACAUCGCUCGGGCAGUCGACCGGUAUGAGGAAUGGUGGAAUAGUUUACCUCACGAUAUGCUGUUCGAGAAGGACAUGAUGCGUGGAACAGAAUGUCGCCCAGAAAAGUAUGUCAAGUUUAUGGAUGCAAAGCCGAUUCCCUGGAAGAUGGAGAUGCUGCCACCAAUUGAUGUAUUGUUAAUCUGGCAUUCACACAUGCUGAAUCCAAGAGUAUACCUGGAAGACUGUCUUCGAUACGGGCUCGGGGGUCUUUGGGUUAGCGGAAUGCCUUGGCAACUCGUCAAUGCCACCAUUGACCGAACAUUUACGUAUUCAGUCAACAAAGAAUGCAAGUGUGGUUGGACAAGGAGAACAGAGCGGCAGUGGGAUAACACCAAGGAUCCUCUGCAGAAACUCGUAGACUGCCGUGGCUGUGACGAGGAAUUUGCUAUCCCUUGGACAACUUGUGGGCUGCCAAAGGACUACAAUGGACAAGAACGCCCCGGUCUUGCUGGAGAAGGAUAUGGUGACGGCCAACUAAGCCAACGCUGUCCAAGUUGCCAAUUCAAACUAUCACACGAUGCCCUUCGACUCGAGAAAUUCCGCGAUGACAUCUGUCAUCUAGUAAAAGAAGGGGUGGUGCUACCUGGAGCCGUGCUAGACCGUCAUUCUGGUCUACCAGGACUGCUCUCUGACAAGACCGACAGCCGCUUAUUUCCCAGCUUUCUCAUCAAAAAGAUAUCCACAGAACUAUCACAGCAAUUAAGACCUACUGCAAGUCGUAAAACAACCAUGGCCACAGUUCGGGACAAAGUAGCCAGUCUUUUAUCAGACCAAAUUCCAUCAGAGGCGCAGCACUACGCAAAGAGUAUGCUGAGUAGAUACUGGCAAAACUCGACAUUUUCUGGCCUCGACUUGCACGGUGCUACGAUGCGACUAGCGAUUUUCACACAGAACGCAACGAGAAUCAAUUGGCUCGAGAAGAGAUCUGGUUCUACUAGAGUGGACCUGCUCUCGACCAGAUACGCACGUUUCAUGGACUUGCAAGCUGCUCACCCCGAUCGUGUUGCGAUUCCCACAGUAGACAUUGACUUGGCGUGGCAUACACACAUCUUGGGUCCAAGGAGCUACGCAGCAUGGACAGUGAAGAAAAUGGGUUCCAUCUUAGAUCAUACUGAUAACAUGGACGAAACUCUGCUAAGCACUUCUUUUGAAUGGACAUGCCAGGCUUAUAUGGCCAAGUACUCGGCUCCAUACUCGGAGUGCAUAUGCUGGUACUGCGAAAGCGUUAGAACGCUGAAUGAUGAGAACAAGCUAGAAGUACUACACUCAUCCAGUGCCCAAAGAAACUCUUCUCCUUCCAUCCACAUAUCCUCUCACCCUGCUGUGAAAACCAUCGAAACUCCCCAGGACCAAGAAGCAGCCCAUCAGCGAAGUCACGAGCAUUGGACACAACUCCUCGAGGCUUAUGCCAAGGCCCAAAGGAAGGCAAUCAACUCCGCUCAGGGACCAGAUCGAAUGGGUCGACGAGGAGCAGACGUGUUCAAGUUCUGGGGAAAGAAUUUCCAGCUUGAGAGUCCGGCGGUUAGUGCCCUGGGUGUGGUGGCAAUGGGUGUCAUGUAUGCUGUUCCUCCGGGCGUAGUGCAGAGUAUGGGCCUGAAUAUUGAAGAUGAUGAGGAAGAGGAUAGUGAUUCUGAGUAG
This is a messenger RNA of Pochonia chlamydosporia 170, 1917 nucleotides long. Its product is annotated as alpha-ketoglutarate-dependent sulfonate dioxygenase. The coding region runs from base 1 to 1917 and encodes 638 amino acids. The record is from RefSeq and is a predicted model, not a curated record. The transcript has 6 exons. NCBI's taxonomy places the organism in Eukaryota, Fungi, Ascomycota, Sordariomycetes, Hypocreales, Clavicipitaceae.